AUGUUUCGGCGGUACCGGGACGAGGAGUUGCGACCAGACAGGUACCACCGGUCGGCGGAGUCUCGUGCGCGAGAGAGAGAAGAAGAGUAUCGUAGCGCGGAGUACCGCGGUCGAUCGGGAGAAGACGGCGAGGGAAGCUAUAGCCGUGGCUAUCGCAGUCGCCCGGACGGCUGGAGUGCGCAUGAAGACAGCCGUAGGCCGGAUGGGAGUCGCCUUUACGAAGGUGCCCACGGUGGAAUGGCUCACGGUGAAUUGGCUCAUGGUGGAGGUGCCCACGGCGGAGGUGUGCACGACAGAGUGGUGCACGGCAGAGCGGUACACGGUAGCAAUGUCCGAACGUACGAGGGGGUAGGUCCUCGUCCUAACCAGGAGGCAGGUCCCCGGAUUUACGAAGCGCCGCGGAUUUACGAAGCACCCCGGGGGUUCGAUGGACCGCGCCGUUUCGUGACGAGGCCACCGCACAGUCGUUGGGAACGGCGCGACUGGACACGGCCGCCCGCCGUCAUGCCACCGGCCUCGCCCCUGCGUCUGGAGCUGGGCGUGCAGGUCCUGGAACGGGGGUCGGAGCCAGUAGGUCGCCGAGCCGUUGAGGUGAGCAAACCCCCGCUUGCGCUGUACGACCAGUCUAGUCAUGACCAGUCUGGUUAUGACCAGUCUGGUUACGACCAGACUGGAUACGACCGCGGGACUCCGAACUACGACCGCACGGACCACGCCCAGGAGCGGCGCUUCGAAUUCGUCAAGACUAAAAACACGUCUGAAGACGGCAGCCCCUUCCAAGACCGGCCCUCAAAAGCGGGUCCUGGAGCCAGCCCCACGGACGACGGCGCCGCCGGUUUCAUGGAUCCUGGUGCCGGGACCGCUUUUGCGGAAUCGCUGGACAAGGCACCGGGUGGAAGCUCCCCGGUUCAGCGAACCGUGAUUGAUACCAGUGUAACCGACCCCGACGCCGCCCCCCGGGCUCUCUCUCCGGUCUUGACCGGCGGACCGCUGCCUGCUGGAUUGUUGCCUGCGGGACCGUUGGUUGCUGGAUCAGGGCGAAGACGCAGUUCCCCUGGGUUGGCGUCUGGCGUGGUAGCAGCCGAAGAACGGCGCUUCCGGGGUGCCAGCGAGGAGCGACGGGUGGGAGCCGAAGGUUCGCGUCAGGUGGCCAUGAUUACUUCGGCGGAGAUGCUCAAUCUCAAGACUCGACGCGAUACUCCUGCUGCGUCGGGCAGCGACGGUCUCGCCAACGCCGACCGAGUCCCGACCCCGCCCGUGGUCUCGAACCCGAUGCCCACUGCUGCGAGUUCAGGGCUGACCACCGGGGUCCCAACCCCGGGACGGACUCCUACCCGAGCCACCCCGACUUUGAAGGUCUCGCGUGGAGGCGCGACUGCGACCAGUCCGGCUGUCGUUCCGAAGGACACCUUCCGACCAACACCUAGUGUGCCGCCUGCAAUCAAAAGGACUCCGACGAAAACGCCGGUUAAAACCCCCCCUCGGGAGUUAACCAAAACCCCGUCACGGGCCCCUAUUCCGACUGGACAACCCGCCGGUCCUUCGACGACCCGUCCGUGGCGGCGAGAUCACGUAUCUCCACCGAUGGCCGAGCCCGGUGCAACGACGGUGAAGGCUCGAAUGUCCACUUUGGGCCUUCACAAAGCCGCCCCCGUGGUUUACAAAGGUGCUCCUCUGACACUCACCGGGGGCGGUUCGCAAUUGCUCGGCGGCCCCACGCGGCCUGGUCCGUCACUGCCCAGUGCACCUUCCCUGCCGGGCACCCCGUCCCUGCAGGGCGUCCUGUCCGGCCGUGUGCAAGUUCCUCCCGGACGGAGCCGGGGCCGAAAGAGCAAGACGCAAAUUCCUGUGGAUCAACUGUUGCUUCCUGGAGAGGAGGAGUCCUCCUCGCCAGCGGAGACGACCCAUAAGCGCCCGGUUGAGGGAGUGCAGAGACGCGGCCGCGAAGAGGACCGCAGAGUCGACGUGGGGAAAAUCCCGAAAAAGAAGAAAAAAGAGGGUGAAAAAUCGGCGACAGAAACAGAUGAGCUAGCCACUGCCGGGACUGAAGCCAAAGACACCUCCAAGGUCACCCCCGCCCAAGUGGAGCCUCAGGCUCAUCUGGAAGCUUCGGCUGGUCGCAGUCCGAGCUUUGUAAGAACAGUGUCUGCCGGAAGCGGUGGCGUUGGUUUUGAACCGCCGACCUCGGAACGGAGGUUCAAACGCGGCAGCCCGUCGGCUGUGGAAGAGCGGAGUCCCCAGUUGACCGAGCUGUCGAUGUCUGUACGGAAGAAGAAUCGUCUCAUCGUCACGAGCGACGAAGACCAGGAGCCGAGCCCGGUCGGACCACGCGAACCCACGACCACCAGACGGCCACUCCCUUCCGGUCAACCCCCUUCCGGUCGAGAGCUAGACGUCGUGUCGUCGGUUCCGUCUCCGCCUUUCAAGGACACGAUCGAGUUUCCGUCACCGCCCAUUUCGCGACUGGCCCACGCCACGUCGCCCCACCUCGGGUCUCGUGACCCGGGGUGGGGCGAUGCCGUUCCUAAGCGAGAAAAAUCUGCCCAGUCGGAAAUGAAGCGCAAAGGACAGGGAGCCAAAUCUUCGGUCAAGAAAGAAAGCCGCAAUGGCAGGGAUCCAGGGAGGGAUCCAGGGAGGGAUCCAGGGAGGGAUCCAGGGAGGGAUCCAGGGAGGGAUCCAGGGAGGGAUCCAGGGAGGGACCCAGGGAAGGUCCCAGGAAGGAACGUGGGUAGGGACCCGACGCGAAGCCGACUGGGAGUUGUCCGACGCGGUCGUCGGGGCGGACGACGUCUGCGACACGAUGAGGACUUGGUGACGACGGGAGGCAUGACGACCAAGGAGGAGUUUCCCUCGUCCAUGCUUUCCUUGACCGUUUCCGGCUCAGCCGAAGAUUCGGACAUGGUGAUCGAGGAUGAAGGUCCAGCUUCCACAACACUAAGUCAUUCAAGCGCGUCCAGCCGUGGAUCGUCGGAGCUGGAAUCUUCCGACGGGGAAUCGUCUUCGGUUGUUGAGUCUUCCGAGGGGGGGAAGCUGUCAGAUGAUUCUCGGAGACGAUUGUCUGCUGCGAGAAACCCAUCUGUGCCCGACGAAGUCAGUGGUGACGAGGUCGGUGGCGACGAAGUCGGAGAGGACGUAGGCAUGUCUGAGGGGGUGAGGGUGCGGCGAUGGACGUCGGGGAGGCAGGAGCGUCAGUCGUUGCGUGCUAUACAGCAUCGAUACAAUGAUUGGUUACCGCUUCUGGCAGGGGUGUGGCCGAUGGAGGAGUUGUUGGACCGCGUGUUUGCGAUGCUCGGCGCGGACGAGGAGGGUCUGAAACGGCGGGCGUCACCGUCCUCCAGUCGCGGUUCGCCGGAGGUGAUCGCACCGCUGCCCCUGCUCCCGCGACGACCCGAGAAGCGUUCGCGACGGGGAGAGGAUCGAGCGCGACGGGGGGAGGACCGAGCGCGACGGGGGGAGGACCGAGCGCGACGAGUGGAGGAGCGGUCGUACCGGACCCCGCCGGAUUCGCGCUCGGCGACGGACGAGGAAAGUAGUAGCCGGGAGGACGAAGGCGUUCGCAGUCGGCGCGGGGGCAGAGAAGGUGGCACAGAUGACGGUGUGGAAACUGACGGCCGGUCGAGCCAAGGGGGUGGAGAGGCGUCGCCACGGAGUAAGACCCGAGAUGAGACGGUGUAUUUAUUGAAUUACGCGCUGGAGAGCGUGGAAGAGCGUAUUGGAUCGCUGAAAGUACGCAGUCGAGAAGAUCUGAUGGGAGUGUUACACGCGGAAGGUUGGUGUCAAUGCUCGACCCACAUUGCGCGUGUACUGCAACAACACGGACUGCAGGAGAUAACAGACAUUGAAGUCACAUUCCCUGCAGUCGGACUGACCACCCGAAUACCCAGCUGUCCCCUAAAGUUUCCUCGCUCAUACAACGAAUGCAUGGUUCUAAAUAAAGCCAUAUUGGAAGGCGACUCCACACUGUCUAACGGGGCCAGUACUGGCAGCGAUAACAGACUGGCCGGUGGGGUGUCAUUGGCGAGUGGUACACUACCGUCGAGAGGUGGCUUGAUGCUCAUCUCCGCCUUGGUCGAAGCUCUGGAAGAGAUCGGUAAAUAUCAUAUUGACGAACCGUCGACUGCCGGCGGAGCAGGGAUUUCCUGGUCAGUCGAGUUCGAUGACGACUUGGUGAACACAUUCGGGACCUUCCGGGUAUUCGACAGCAAGCCGGACGACGUGAUUUUCAAUUUCAUUCGACCGAAUGUCGGGCGUCUAGUGCGAUUCGACUUGAGCAAACUCCUGCUAAAAGACACCCUCAGGAAACGGCACAGCGCAUGGAUACAAUACUGCAACGACAACCUGGACGACAGUGACUAUCCCACUCGCUUUGGAUGUCUACCUUUACGCGCUCUGCUGAAUCCUGACCGACAUGUCGCACUGACACCUGACGGAGGUUGGCCCUGGAGGAUGCCUGGUACUAUUUACGCGGACGUCAAGUCUGGCAAAAUAGAUAAAUUGCUUCUGGAAGCUCAAUGGUUUUCCUUAGGCUCUAAGAAACCCAUUAUUCGUACUCCCGUCGGGACUGGUUCCACCUUAAGUUCCGGCUCCACCAUAGGCUCAGGUUCCUUGCUUGGUUCUGGGUCCGUGCUCGGCUCAGGACCUGCAUCUGCAGAGCCAGGAUUCGAACCUGCGCCCAAUUCGGGGAUGGCAUUGUCGUACUUAAAAACAUAUUGUGAUCGUGAAGGUGACAAAGUGAUUGAGAGAGGCAGUCUCGGUCGGGGUGUGAUGUACGAGGUGCGGGAGUUCAUAGUGGUACCGGAUCGUAGAGACGAUAUUCGUGUCAGGCGAAAUGCACUUGAAAUUUCGCACAAACUCAAAGAGGUCCUAAACGCUCCCGUUGGCAUCUAUGAUCUGGAACGUCCCAGAUCAUCUCCGUUCCAUGGGGAGCAAUUGAGGUCACCGCCGACGACGCGCUCCCCAUCUCGAGUCAUUAGUGGGUUGAAUGCAUGUGGUACCGACGACGCAGGGACUGCUCAGAGAGUGCGGCGCCUAUCGGGCUCCAUUGAGAGUCACCACACAAGCAGCGUUUUGGGGCCCGGCGUGACGUGGGCCGACUCGGCCUUACUAGACCCGCCCGCCGCCCUCCUGCCCUUCUGUCCGCUACAUCUCGAAGGCUCGCUUCGAAAAGCCUUCCGGGACGGCGAAGAAGAAGCACCGAAUGAUUCUGUCGUCUGGACCGAAGGAGAACUCGAGGUCUUCGGUCAAUACAUAUGCACAUCCAACUACGUUCCUAAACGAUGUGCAGCCGUUUGCAACCACACACCCAGACAAUGCACCAUCCUCUACUCCAUACUCAAGUUCUACCUCCGACCACUGCGUAAACCGCAGGGCUUCGCUCACUUCCGCGACACUUUUAUUCGGCCACUGUUUGGCUUUGUUGCUUCCAAGUAUCGAGGAGUGGUUGGCUUCCUGGAUGGUGGGGCGGUCACAGUGGAGCAGGUGCGUUGGUUCAAGUGUAGCCAUUUGGAGGUGCUGCCGCAGCCGUGGGUGGACUUGGAGCUCGGGCCUGUGGCUCGAACCCGACUUCUUGGACCGGUGCCGGCUUCUUCGUUCGGACCGAGUCCUGGACCGAGUCCUGGACCGAGUCCUGGACCGAGUCCUGGACCGAGUCCUGGAAUAGGUCCUGGACCGAGUCCUGGACCGAGUGCUGCAGCGGCGGACGGGGUUCCGGAGGAGGUGGUUGAGGGCUAUGCUGAGGUACCGGAUCAUAGCACGCGUAUUUUGUCAUCGAGCACACGCACACUGUUCCUGGAAACUAACAAGGGCGUGUCUGUGAUCGACCGAGUUGGAGAAGUACCGGGUCGGGCGCUUAGGCUGGCGGAGCGGCUGACGGCCGGACGAGGACCCAAGUCGCGCGAAACGGCCGAGGCCGAGGUCGAGGAGUCGUGCAAGGCUGCGCUGCUCCUGGGUGCCCUCGAACAACCGGGUUUCGGGUCCCAAGUCAAUGCGUUGUUGCGCAACGUCGUCAUGCGCCGACAUUCCAAACAUCGACUACCAAACGCCACCGACGCCGAAGUCUUCGGCAUGAUGGUCAAACAAGACGUGCCUGUCUUGCCACACACACUAGAAGGCCAACCACGUGAAGACCCCGCUUUCGGAAACUUUAGACCCCAGGACCCGAACGUGGCCGCACCGCCGCCGGAAGGACCCCCAAUGGACCCCAUUUUGCGUCUUACCACGCCGCCCAUCCUGGCUGUCAAGAGCCCUACGACGAGCCCUCCGCCGGCCAGUCCAGGUUGA
Molecule: messenger RNA, 6279 nt
Organism: Gregarina niphandrodes
Lineage: Eukaryota; Apicomplexa; Conoidasida; Eugregarinorida; Gregarinidae
Exons: 2
Coding region: 1-6279 (2092 amino acids)
Source: RefSeq, a predicted model, not a curated record